Messenger RNA from Lachnellula hyalina, 699 nucleotides. RefSeq lists its product as uncharacterized. NCBI's taxonomy places the organism in Eukaryota, Fungi, Ascomycota, Leotiomycetes, Helotiales, Lachnaceae. The record is from RefSeq and is a predicted model, not a curated record. Bases 1 to 699 code for a protein of 232 amino acids. The transcript is spliced from 2 exons.
AUGCCUUCACCAGAGCAAGAGUCGUUGACGGCAUCUCUUGCCUCGAAACGAGAGUCCUGCAGUGCAGCUAGCAAUUUUACUGAGCCUACGAAGGAAGCUUUCGCGGCAGGAGCCUCGGAAUCAGCCAUUGAAGAGACAUUGAGCCGCGCCUGGUAUAGCCUCAUUGAUGUUGCUGCGGACACCUGCCAUCAGUCACAAGGGCCGUUAGUUGAUAUUGUGCUAGCGGUGCAGCUGGAGAAUCUCGCAGAGCAAGAAGGUGCGAGUGAGUGUACGGUCUGGGGAAAUAAAGUCAAGGUAUGGAAGGAUCUGCCACUCUUUGGCCCUUCUAUGAGGGAGGCUUGGAAUAGAGCUCCUGGGAAUGGAUGCAAGAACGACUUCUCAGCUGAGCAGUGGUGCAACUUGAACGCCUUCGCUGCCCGCCUUACUGCCGUUUCUCAAUCAAUACCUGUUUUGGAUUUCUCGUUGUAUGCAAUCUGGACAUUGCGGUCCGCUUUCGAAGGCACGGAUGAACCGUCGUCGGCAGAUGUAGAUGCUGCCAAGGUUUGGUUCUUAUAUGCCAGGGACACAAUAAAAAGAUUGGGCCGGGAGGAGAAGAUAUUUGACGGUAAGAAAGCCAAAGGUGGGGAUAAAUACAAAGACAAGGAAUGGAGGGGUUUCAAUCCCCAGAGGCUAGAAGUUUGGGAAGCAGCACUUCGUUGA